CUGACCUUUGAGAAUUUAGUGACCAAACAAGUGCUUGUCGUCAAGGCACAUAUUUGAAGCGCGCCUUCCUUUACAUGAAGCCUUUAUGCUCUGCUUAAAGAUGACCAAGAACACUGCAAGUACAAAGUGAAUGAGCCAAAAUCAUAUAACCUAUCUAAAGAAUGAAAAGCUGGAUUAUACUGCUGGCUGUUGUAGCCAGCACAGCAGAAACACAAAAACAGGAUGUCUGCACCCAAGGGUAUCCUGGCAUCCCUGGCAAUCCUGGGCACAAUGGCACACCUGGUCGUGAUGGACGUGACGGUUCAAAAGGCGACAAGGGAGAUAGAGGUGAAGCAGGACUUCCUGGCAGCCCAGGGAAAGAUGGGGCAAAUGGAGAGAAAGGUGAACAAGGAGCAAAUGGGACUGUUGAAGAAAAGGGAAACAAAGGAGAUAAAGGAGAAAGAGGACGACCUGGGAAACUGGGACCAAAAGGAAUUAUAGGAUCAGUGGGUUACAAGGGCCAGAAGGGAGAGCUGGGACUUCAAGGUCAAAAGGGAUUAAAAGGAGACAUUGGGCCCAUAGGUCCAAAAGGGACAAAGGGUGACAUUGGCCAUCCUGGAAGAGUUGGCUUCCCAGGGCCAAUUGGCCCAACUGGUAAUCCAGGACCUAAAGGUAAUACUGGAGAUCUGGGGCCACAGGGUAAUCCAGGAGUUCAGGGGGAAAGAGGCUUGAAAGGAGACAGAGGAGAGAAGGGGAACGUAGGUGCCCCAGCAGUCCUGCCAAGGAGUGCUUUUAGCGUCGGCCUUACAAUCACCACCAAAUUUCCUCCUCCGAAUCGCCCGAUCAAGUUUGACAAGGUGCUGUAUAAUAGUCUAAAUGACUACAACUCAGCUACUGGCAAAUUCACCUGCAAAUACCCCGGUGUUUACUAUUUCACCUACCACAUCACUGUCUACUCGAGGAACGUCCGAGUAGCUCUAGUUAAAAACGGCAUCAAGAUGCUGCACACAGUGGACAGGUACCAGAGUGGAGAGGACCAGGCCUCGGGAGCCGCCAUCCUCGAGCUGCAGGGAGGAGAUGAGGUGUGGCUGCAGGCUCACCAAGGAGAGACUUUCAACGGGCUGUUUGCAGACGCUGAUGAUGAUACCACCUUCUCUGGGUUCCUCCUGUUCAGCACCUCUGACCUGCUGGAGCCGCUGCCAUCGCCCGCCACUUAACUCCAUGUUAAUACUGUGUGUCUGUGUCCUUCAGCCCUUCCUAAUAAAGUUGUUAUCUGCUGGCCAGUUUCUUCUGGAUUCCACAGAAAACAGAAAUCACCCAGGAAGUAUGUUGAGGGCCAAAAGGGAGAUGUUGGGACCAGCCACAGGGCAGGUUGGGACCAGCCAGGCAUCUCCAUAAAAGUCCUAAAAGUUGAUUACUUUUUAUGUUUGUUUUUGUUUUGUUUUCUUUUUAACUGAAGUCAUCACAUUGGGAAGGUGUAGGGUCACACUACCUGUGUCUGUAGGAAACCAGGCCUCAUAAUGCACACAACGGCUCAUUGCAUAACUUACUGUGCUGAAGUUUUUAUGACCAGCUGCUAAAACAAAGCUUAAGGCUUCAAAGCCAUACUCAGAAGAGUUUGAAAUAAACACUUUCUUG
Molecule: messenger RNA, 1617 nt
Organism: Strigops habroptila (Kakapo)
Lineage: Eukaryota; Metazoa; Chordata; Aves; Psittaciformes; Psittacidae
Product: complement C1q and tumor necrosis factor-related protein 9A-like
Exons: 4
Coding region: 162-1196 (344 amino acids)
Molecular function (GO): protein binding
Source: RefSeq, a predicted model, not a curated record